This is a messenger RNA of Ectocarpus siliculosus, 1269 nucleotides long. Lineage: Eukaryota; Phaeophyceae; Ectocarpales; Ectocarpaceae. The record is from the annotation of a GenBank genome assembly.
UCUACCACAACAGCACACAGCACAGAGUGGUAGCCGUGGUAGGAGAGAGAGGCCAGCCUUUGUGUUCUCGUCUUGAAAUAUGUCGUCGUGCAAUACCCUGCCGCUCUUGCUGGUGCUCGUCUCCAUCUGCGCCCUCAGGGUGAAAGCCUUACUGCCUUCCACCUUGACGAGCGGUUCGCUGCCCUUCGGCCGUGUUCACCAUGGCGGCUGCAGCAGCAGCAGACGCACCAUUUCCAAGGCAGGCGCUGGCACAGCCAUGUCUUCGGCGAAGACCAGCAGCGCCGCCGACAAGCUCCGUGAUCUGCUCAGCCGCCCCGAGAUCCUCACCAUGCCGUGCUGCUACGACGGUCUCACAGCUCGGCUUGUGGAAGACGCCGGGUUCCCGUUGACGUUCAUGACAGGGUUUGGAGUUUCUGGCGCACAUGGUUUGCCCGACACUCAGCUCUUGUCGUACGCCGAAAUGCUGGCCUCCGCCACCAAUAUUUGCGCCACCCUGCGAGACAUACCAUGCAUAGGGGACGGCGAUACAGGCUAUGGCAAUAGUGUGAACGUCAAGCGGACGGUCAAGGGCUACGCGCAGGUGGGCAUGGCCGGCAUCAUGAUCGAGGACCAGGUCGCCCCCAAGCGCUGCGGCCACACGAAGGGGAAGACCGUCGUCGGGAGGGAGGAGGCCUACAGCCGCGUCAGGGCCGCGUGCGACGCCAGAGACGAAGGCGCAGAUAUCCUCAUCAUGGCCCGUACGGACGCCCGGGCUGGUCUGGGACUGGAAGAAGCGCUCGAGAGAUGCAAGGAGUUCAGGAAGAUUGGUGCGGACAUCACGUUCUUGGAGGCCCCUCAGAGCGAGGAGGAGAUGCGGCGGUACUGCCAAGAGGUCGACGGUCCCAAGCUCGCCAACAUGCUCGAGUUUGGGAAGACCCCAAUACUGCCUCCCGUCGAGCUCGAGAAGAUGGGGUACGCGAUCGCGGCCUACCCUCUGAGCCUGCUGAGCGCGAGCAUCAAGGCCAUGAACUCGACUCUCGAGAGGCUAAAGGCGGGAGAGCCGUUGGAUGACCUCCUGGAAGGCUUCGAGGAGGUCCAGAGAGUCGUUGGGUUCAGGGACUAUGACUCCACGGCGGAAAAGUACAAGAUUGACUAGGGCAAACACCAAGACCCCAACGGCAAGGUUGCUCUGAGAGCCGUUGGACUUCACACCCAAAGGCUUCCUAGCGGUCGAAACAGCCUUUGCGGUCGAAACAACGUUUGGGUUUAGAGAUUUGGAAGAUGCCGCAA